Molecule: messenger RNA, 15392 nt
Organism: Falco peregrinus (peregrine falcon)
Lineage: Eukaryota; Metazoa; Chordata; Aves; Falconiformes; Falconidae
Gene: ZBTB34
Product: zinc finger and BTB domain containing 34
Exons: 2
Coding region: 9047-10621 (524 amino acids)
Biological process (GO): regulation of transcription by RNA polymerase II
Molecular function (GO): protein binding; DNA-binding transcription factor activity, RNA polymerase II-specific; RNA polymerase II cis-regulatory region sequence-specific DNA binding
Source: RefSeq, a predicted model, not a curated record
UCGGUUCCGGGUGCGAGUAGCUGUGGGAGCGGGCGGGAAGCGGCGGUGGGAGCGGGCAGGAGACGGGCCGGGCCGGGCACCCGCCAUGUGAGAGACCCUGACAGCUCCAGGUGUGCACAGCAUACAGCUCUGGAUUUGUUUUAUAAUAAAACAAAGUUGAGAGUGAAUUUGGAGCAAGCCUGAACGGUCUCAGAAACGUCGCUGUGGGAGAGCCCGGUUGCCAGCAAGGAAAGGUGGCGCGGGACAAGCUGCGCUGCAGGUGGCACAUGUCACCGAAUCCUCAACGUUUGGAAUCAGAACGUGCCUGUGCUUCAUUGCCUGUUCAAUGAGAGCUACAAAGCGCUUAGUCUAUCAGAAAUAACAGACUGGGAAAAUACUAUGAAAAUGUGUUCUUCAGAGCUACUUUAAAUCUACCACAAAAAAUGUUGCUGGGAUCUAGAGAGCGUAGCUUCUUCGUUGCUUAAAAGAAACACUGGAGCCAAAAAGUUAUGAUUUGAUAACUUUAAAAAAAAAAAAAAAAGUAGACCAGUUAAAACGCAUAGUAAUAACCAAGUAUUACUUUGGUAGCAAAUAACUUAUUAUUGUAAUAGUAGAAGCUGCAAAAGCCCUGUCCCCCCUCCUUUCCUUCCCCACUUCUUAAAAGUUCUGGGUGUUUGAAUAUUGCAAGUUUCAUCCUAUCAGUUGUGGGGUUUUUAUGCUGAUAGUGGGUUCUCAAAGCAUAUGUCUCAAAUAUUCAGAAAAUGUGGACAGUAACUAUUUAGGAUUACAUAAUAGGCAUGUUACGAAAUUUGUGCACAAAAUAGAUGUUUGUCAUCAUUGUAAGAUCUUGCUGAUUUAAAGUGUAUGUAUCAUAAAUAUGCCCCCUUUUUUUAUUUGUCUGUCACAGUGCUUUUGCUGAUCUUGGCUAUCUCCAGUUUGCCUUCUAGUAACUUUUCUUUUCUGCAUUCAGAAAUAGAUACAUACCUGUAACUGCUUUUGUAGUAACGUGGCUGCUAGAGCCAAAAUUUAGAGGUUAUUUGUAUUGAGGUUUCUAAUCGUUGGGUGGAAGUAUGUUUAUGCAUCAAUAGUUGUUUCAUUUUCACUCUUUUAAUCACUUCCAUACAGGCAAGCAAUUGUGAGGAAGACAGUUUGAGAAUAAGGGAUGAAGGUGGCCCUUGGACUUCAGUUUCACAACUGCUUUCUUUGGAUAUUUGCUCAAAUAAGAGGCUCCUGCGUUUUUUCUAUGAAAUGCUAAAUAUGCAAUUCCAAUAACUUCCCUGCUGCACCAUAGUAAGGAUUGAGAAUAGGUUUGUAGGGUUAGCAAUAUUAGCAUGUGUGUAUGUAUAUACAUACAUAUAAAUUAAUUUGUUUUAAUUUUGAUGUUAAAAUCUUCCACUCCUGCAAGUGGUUUUCUAUUCAUCAUGUUUUGAAUGUUGGUGAGGUAAAAAUCAAUCCUUUUCAAUUUUUGUUAGCUAAAAGCAUAGGAGUUUAAUGUGUUUCUCACCCAUGCAAAUGAUGGGAUUGUGUUCUCUGACACUUCAGCAGGGCUUGCCUGACAGACACAAGCUUUACUCUUGAUUUUGCUGUAGAUGUUAAGUACUUUGAGUAGAGUAUCGCCUCUCUGUCUGCAGAGGAGGAAUAACAACACUGACUUUCACUGUGGUGUUCCGAUAUCUACUGAUGAAAGUGUGCGAGAGCUAAGUUUUGUAGUAACUACGUGUCAGCCUGUGCUAACUGGCUUCACUUUCUGAGGAAACUGGGGGAUUCCUGCAUUUUUAUGAGGUAAUGUAGUGAGGUGUUUAAAUUAUUGUGUAGUUUCCACUACUAUAACAGAUUCUGUAUUAUAGUCUAAAAUAGAAGUGAAGCAGACUCAUUUCCAAAGAUGUUUUCUGAAGAGUAACAAGACACGUUCACCUUUUUAUUGUAUGCUUUACUACAGAUAAUUCACUAUUUCAAGUUUUGGCCAAACUGUCUGUAUUUCCUUUGAUUCUAGUGGGCAUUUAAGCUUAGGUCAGACUUUCCCAAGACUUAAGACAGCUUGUGAAUUAUGUCUAUAGAAUGAUUUGUGAAUGGUUAACAUUUGGAGGAAUGAGGAUUUGAAAUCCUGUUUUGUUAGGAAAUAAACUAUUGUUUCCAUAGCCAGGUAGUUUUGAGAGACACGGUCGUUUCUGUAAGAUUGCAUUGCUCUGUUACUGGCCUACUGGAAAAGUAGAUCGGUUCUCAUUUAGGGUUUGGGGUUUUUUUGGAUGGAUUUUCUGUAGACUGUUCAAAAUGCUACUGAACUCAACAAAAGUAUGGGCAGGGAGUUUAUAUGUAAACACAGGCUUGUGCUAGCUGUUUUAAAUCAUACUGGCAGUUUUAUUUACCUGUUAGAGGCAAAUUUAACAGAAUGAUGAGUUGAACUGAGCUGGAAAGAGUUUUGAGAUUGCUGUAAGUGUAAAAGAUGCCAAAAGAUUCUAUUGGAGAAGCUGCAAACAAAACAAAACUUCAUGCUACAACAGAAGUAUUAACAGAAUUUUCUGUUAUUCUGUAGCGUCUCUUAGGAUCCGUGUAUCAACUCUUUGUUAAACUUCCAUCUGAGCCCAUGACAGUUUAUUUAUCCUGAGACUCCAAAUUUUCACGUUUAUAUGCAGCAUUUUCUCUAGUUGUACUCUCCAGUGUGUCGAAGUUUAAAUAUGUUCUAAUGAGUUUAAAAACAAGUAAUACAAAUCAACCUAAGCAAAGAUUGUUGUUUGAGUUAUUCUUCUAUGGAUAAUAAUGCUUCUAGAAUUCAGCUUUGUAAUUCUCUGGAAACCAAGAGUCCACAAAGGAAGAGUAUAAGUAAUAGUGAUUUAGGAAAUUAUCUUGUUGGACAUGACAAAUACUUGAGCAGUGAAGUCCAUACUUGUUUGAUGUUAUAUUCAAGGGAAGCUUUGAAAGAAAAUGGAUGAAACUGUCACUUUAUGUGUUCAAGGAGAUUCUUGCAAUUUUACCGCCAAUCUUAAAGCCUAUUGCUAUGUGUCAUUAAUUUCUUUGGUUUUAGUUAACAGUCAUGUGCAUGUGAAUUACUGCUACGAGAUUAAGAUGUAGGUGACCAAAUUCAAAAAGAGUAAAGUUUUCAGUUUUUUACUUACUGUUGUGCUCUGAUUUAUGUGAUGUUAUGUUAAAAGAGCUUUUAAAUGUUAGUUCUAUGUAGUGCCGUCAGUUUAGAAAAAUCUAGUUAGUACACAAAGACUUAUUUUAUAUAUCACUUCCAUUAAGCUCCAGUUGUUCUCUUAAGUAUCAAGUAGAAACAUUUCCCCCAGUCAUCUUUUCUGUGGUUUAAAGGAGCUGUUUUCAAUUUGUAAAUAUAUAUGUCCAUGAAUGUCUAUCAUUUUAGUGCAUAAAUUACAUGGAGAAGUGUGUCAUUAGGUAUAUUUUCCGUCACCAGGAGGAUGCCUCUGGCAGUGUGUUGUAUAGACCGCAAAAUAGACUGCGUGAAUGAGCUGAAAAUACACAAGGCUCUACUUUUAUUAUUUUUUGUGUGUUUAUGAAAAAGACUCUAGUGCAAUUGAUCUAUAUUAAAAAAGAGUAGUAUCUGAUUAUCUCACUUGAGAUAAACAGGAAAUAAUUUAGUCUCCUUCAUGAUCUUUAAGGGCUGGAGAGUUCUUAAGAAAAUGGCUGCUUGAAUUUAGGAAGAACUGAUGCAAAAAACCAGCACUACAUAUCUACAUAGUACUGCUUAUAUUAUUGUAAGUGUGUUGUAGUUCUGCACAAAAUUAUCUCAAUUGUUGGGAAAGUAGCAUUUUUUUCUUUUGGUUUGUUGUUUUUGGGGGUUUUUUUAAUGACUACAAUAUUAAAAUAUGUUUUCUAGCUGUAGAGAAGCUUACCAUACUUCAGGGGCCAGAUUUUUAGUGAAGCAGCAGUGCUGUGUGUCAUCACGCUAUGUGAGGCCAUCCGAGGGUACUGUGUCUUGACUCUUAAAAGAUAAUAUAAUUCUUUACUCUUAUGAGAGGUGUAAACUGGUAAAAAAUUAUAUGAUCAGUUUCUUCCCUGUUUUCAGAGAUUAUUUAAAUUGGACUGUCUUAGAAAUGCCCUUAGACUGCAACAGAUCUGAUUGUAGUCUUAAUUUGGUACAACUAGCAUUAAUUACUGCGGCUGCUGUAAUCUGAACACUAAGGCAAGUGCAGACUGAAAGGAGCGUGAGGAAGAUUUUUGCCCUAAAACUUCCAUGAUCACAGCUGAUAGGAUUACAUUGCUAGGCUAAAAAAUCUCUUGAAUGAUAAUACAUUUUUGCAGUGAUGGUGCAGUAACUACUGAAUCCUACAAAAUGCAAGGGAGGAGUGCACUGAUUUAUAAAUAUGCCUGUUUCCUUUCUUGCUUUUUCUGUGUUCUGAGUAGUAAUGCAUGGAGUAUCUGUUCCUGGUGUCAUGGAGCACUUUUUUUUGUUUCAGUCUUAAUAUUCAUUAUGACCAUCCUAACUUUUCUAUGUAUUUCUGUUUUCAGACACAUGCUACAGCAGUAAUCAUUUAUCAUGUGUGUUUUUUCCCCAAGGAACCCACGUUGCUGAGCUAACUAAAGAAAAUGCAAGGGAUCUUUUCUCACACCUUUGUGUGAGUUAAAAUGAGCAUAAUUUUAUCAUGCAUGUGUCUACGAGAACAGCAAAUCAUACAUUAGUGAGUGAAUGAAAUUAAACAGGUGCAGACUUAGAAGCAGAAACUAAUACGACAUUGGCAGACACACAGCUUCGUGUUGUAGUUAUAUGAUGCUUCCCUGCUGCUACUAUAUGAUGUCAGUAAAAUUAAAUACCAAAUGUGUUUUGUCACCAUCUAUUCUUGUUUUUUAAGUGAAAUAAGAGCUUUCAUAGAACAUAAUUUUUAAAGUAAGUUUCUUCUGAAAUCUAAUGAGAAAUGUUAAAUGCAUAUCACUCUCAUGUUCACAGGUUACUUCAAUGAACACUUUUGUUUGAAGACAUAGGGCAGCGAUCCACUACUAGUAAACUCGUACUAUGGUCUGCGUUUGCUGUAUAAGACCCUGAUGAAUAAAUGUAAUACAGACGCAAAGAGAACUGAUAUGAUGCUUUUGAGUGUGACUGGAUCAUCUCCUACAGAAAUAGACAGGAGGCUCAACACAGAGCCCUGCUAAGACUUAGUGAACUUAGUUCUGGGCAGUGCUUUAAAAUCAGAAAGCUUUCAGCCAAUGUCUUGGACACAUAAUAUCUGUGAAAAACUGAAGCACUUUCAUCUACUUACUCGCAGGAGAGUUGAGAGAGGACCUAUUCAUAGACAGGUGCCCAGAGGUGAACUUAAAUUUUACAGGACUUUAACGUAACAUUACACUAUCCCACAAUCAGGGGAGCAAGCCAAAGCAAGACAAAAUGCAUUACUUUUUAACAGUGAGAGUUCCUAACAUUGCUAUGAGUUGUCUUGGUUCUCACUACCUCCCAAAUGGUUGAGUCUGUAUAAUACAAAUAAAACUGUCUUCAUUCUGAACUACUAUACUGUGGUCCUGGACCUAAAGAACACAGGUUACUUCUGUAUGUGCUGAAAUAUGGAAGGUGCUGGACGUGACUUCUGAAUACACAUUAAUUAUUUUUUUCUUCACCUCUGCUAAUUCUGUGUUGUGAUGUAAAUUAGUUAUAUUCUUACUGCUCCGGGAAGCAGAUCUUCCUUAUGACUGUCUGGUUAACUGUAGUGAUCAUUUUUUUCUUCAGAGCAUACAGUGGAUGUGUCCAAAGUUAAUUUGUGUUUUAGAGUACCUUUCUGCUUCGGUUUAAUGCUACUCACCUCACCCCAAAAGAGAAGAGGUUAGGGAGACACAUUUCAAUUCGGAGAAAGCUGUUAAAAAAUAGGGCAUUUCUAAUUAGCUUUUUCAAACUGUAGUGAUCUCCCAGGACUGUUUCAGAAAUACUUCAACCAUAAAUCAUAAAGUCUUGAAAGAACUACUGGCCUGCCAGCACUGAUGAAUAAUUGAGUAUUGUUAUGGUACAGUACCCCACUGAACAGUAUUUUGGUUAAUUCUACUGGAAUUUGAUUAUGGAACUGCUAACUUGAUUCUGUAUACAAAUAAAAUAAAACCUUCUUGUGUAUGGGAAUAUAACCUAAAGAUUACUUUUAUUUUCUAGAUAGUGACAUUGGGGAUUUAUGUGAAUAAAUAAGAUCGUUCUUCUAAUCAUUAUUCAUCAAUAAAACAUUGGUAGUGGUGCCUGCUUCUCUGACAUGUGUAAUGCCCAGAUUUUUCCCCGGGUCUUGCCUUCCCAAAUCGAUGCAAGAAAGUGGGGGAGCCUGGUACUAAACCCAGCAAAAUUACUGCAGUCUGCGCUGUUCCUGCUACAGUCCCGCCUACUCCUGAAUGUGGUGUUCAUUGGCAACCUCGUCAGUUCCAGGACCUUUUCAGCUAGAGAUUGCAGAGUUUGGCUGAAAGCGAAAGAAGGUUCCCCUUCUGUCAAGUGCUGCUGCUGUUCAAAAUUUUUGUUAUUUAACCCCAGCUUUCUACCGAUGUUUUCAAGAUCACAGGAAGCAUGCAUCUUCAAGGAAGAAACUAAGGUGGAAAAGUAGUCACAAGUGCGUGCUGUAGCUUGUUCACUUUCUUUUUUUAAGAGCAGAUGGGUAUAGAAACUCAUUGUCCUUAAUUCAUUCCUUCUGUCUGGACUAGUGCUAGCGGUGACAGUUUGUAUUUUAAUAUUUUGUCUUAAGUUCUCCAUUUUGUUGAGUAGGAGCCCCUAGGGAAAUACAGGGCAAGGAAGAAGGCUGCUUUCUAUAAAUGACAAACUUUCUGUACGUUCUAGACACAAACCCCUGAGUCUUUCUGAUGGGAUUUGUGUGAGGCUUGACCAAGAUCUGGUUCCUUAGUUCAAGGAUCUGAAAUGAUGCAGGAACAACAAAUCAUUGCUGCUGGGGACUGGUCUUUUAGUUUGUACGCAGUCCUCAGCCUAGGUAACGUGUCACUUCAGGUCAACAAAAGCUCUUCCUCCACUUAGCAAGGAGAAGCUUAAUCAGGGAUGUUUUCGUGUUGCAUCUGUGCAUAGUUCAUAAGCCCCACAAAUUAAAGGUAAUGACCUAUGUUGGGUUUUUAAGGAAGCCUACUGCCCUGUUAAAUGAGAGUGAAGUUGGCAAACAUGGGGAGACUUCUGUCUUCCCCAUGGAGUGGAUGUAUCUGCUAGGGACUGGAACAGUGGUCCUCUGCACAACAUGCAGGGAUGCUCAGAGUAACAAGGGUAAACCCCACUGUUCAGUUGGGGUUGGUUUGUGUAAUACUUGAUUUCUGACCUAUGUCUGACUUGCAUCAGCUCACAAGCUCCAAAUCAUUUUGUAGCUUUGUUCGCUGAAUAAAAACUGUCCUGCCAAAGCUAUCUUUGUAUACAUGGCUGCGGUCUUACCACUUUCUGGUUUAUUCCUUUUCUCCUUCAUCAGAGAAAAGAACAUACAAAAUGUCUUUUCCCCUGCUUUUACGUAACAACUAUAAAAUCUCAAGUGAAGUCUGAUUUGCCCAUUUUAAUCUAUGACACAUCGGUAAUUUACAGAACAUGUUUAGCAACUCUGAUAACCUUUUGAAUGCUCUGUGAGAGUUUUUGACAGUUCUCUAGAUCAGACAUAUUAGUCAAGUCAGGAAGCUGGCUGUCCUGGUUCUCUGCUGAAGAGACGCUCCAUUUGUGAAGAUUAUGAAUGUUAGUUUUGAGCGACAGCUGAUACAGCUCCAUUUCUUCCUUGUAGAGGCUUUUUAUCAUAUUCCUGCCUGUUGAUUUUGUUUUUAGAGUGCCUGAAUUUUCAUAAUUUGAUUUAAAUUGUUCAUGUGUCCCAUUACAGCAUGUAACAUAAGACAUAAAUAGGAAAAAAAAAUAAUCCACUAGUAUGUUGUGAUACAUUGGACAUGCUUCCUGCAUCAGAAGUCAAUGGAUGAUGUUGAGAUCAGUUUGUUCAAUUGGAAAAGCAGGUAUGGUGGCAAUACUAUGUGUUUGGACUUCUACAUUAAUAAGAACAAGGAUAGCAAUAAAAGACUGCAGAUUCUUGGGCACUUAAUUGGGGGCCCAGUCUUGGAAAUGUAAGGUGAUGUCUGCUACAGAUAGACACUCUCAAGGGGGCAAGUGUGUGUGUGUUUUAUAAUACUCUGAAAAACCGGUAAACUGUUUUUCUUUAGAUCUUGUCUUGAAAUGUAUACGCUUCUCUAUAGCCUCUCGGAACAUCCUUUCCCUGAGUAUCAGGCAAGUUUGAGUUACCUACCCAUGGCUUUUGAGUUAGGUUAGAAUUUAAAUGUCAGAUCACUUCCGCUAGGAAACCACUGCUGUGUCAGAUGAGCUUCAAAGUUCACAUCAUGGUUUAUAAAAAAACCCCAAAACCUAAAAUCACUAAAGGAAAAAAAAAAUGAAAGUCUGUGGGUGGCUCUAAUGCUUUUCCUUCAAAUGCUGCCUCCCGUUGAUGCAAAUUCAAUAUUAUCUGGGAACCUCUGACACACUGGGUAAAUAGUUUGGAAUUGAGUCCACGAUUAAAAUGUUUCCUUUCACUAGGUUUUCCUUAUUUUGUGAUGUGAAUAUUGAAAGAUUGAUUUUUACUUUUUAAAAAUAAUGAUGGAGAUUGUUUUCUAAGAAGGUAAAUGUUUAAACAGAAAUGUCAUUGGUGUAGUAUAUUCAUUGCCUCUGAAAUCAGUUUGACUUAUCUAGGCCUAAGGAAUGGUGGGUUUUUUAAAUAUUUGUGUGUGUGUAUGCAGACACACAUGCACACAUAUGUGCCUGUGGCUUUCCUUUGGCAGGUUUUUCAAACUUGAUGAAGCACCUUCCACAGAUCAUUCUUGGGCAAUUUAACAAUGCAGUUUCCUGCAAGUGUCAAUGUAUUAUCUGGCUUGAACACCUACGAAAGAUUCUGAAGCUUUUAAAUUGUCUAGUGACUAUGAAAUUACUCUUUUGGGAGGGUGGGUGUAUGUCUGCAGUUCUUACCAGAAACUGGACUUAGACCGUCCCAGGGAGUCUGUGAUGUAUUAUAAGCAAUUGAAUUGUGACUGUUGCAGAGGGAUAAUUCAAAUUACAGAAAUGCAAGAAAUGGGUAGAUUCUCUUGUAACGCACCUUAAACAGAUCUGGUGAUUUAACUUCAGCAGGUGCAAGCAUUUAUUUUUGAAAUGGAAAACUCUGUAUUCACUCUCAGUUGUAAAUCUUCUCAUUUUUCUUUCAGAUUACUCUUUACAUCAGUAGAAAUGGACAGCAGCAGUUUCAUUCAGUUUGAUGUGCCCGAGUACAGCAACACUGUUCUGAGCCAGUUAAAUGAACUCCGCUUGCAAGGAAAGCUAUGUGACAUAAUUGUGCAUAUUCAGGGUCAGCCAUUUCGAGCCCAUAAAGCUGUCUUAGCUGCCAGUUCUCCGUAUUUCCGUGACCAUUCAGCAUUAAGCACCAUGAGUGGCUUAUCAAUAUCAGUUAUUAAAAAUCCCAAUGUUUUUGAACAGUUGCUUUCUUUUUGUUACACUGGAAGGAUGUCCUUACAGCUGAAGGAUGUUGUUAGUUUUCUAACUGCAGCUAGCUUUCUACAGAUGCAGUGCGUCAUUGAUAAGUGCACACAGAUAUUGGAGAGUAUUCAUUCAAAGAUCAGUGUUGGUGAUGUUGACUCUGUCACUGUUGGUGCUGAAGAAAAUUCAGAAAAUCGCAAUGGAGUUAAAGACAGCAGCUACUUUGCCAAUCCUAUUGAGAUAUCUCCCCCCUAUUGCUCUCAGGUGCGACAGUCAACAGCAGGCAGCGAUCUUAGGAUGGAAACUACUCCAGGCAAAACUCUACGUAGUCGUCUGCAAGAAGAAGGGCAUUCAGAUCGAGGAAGCAGUGGGAGUAUCUCUGAAUAUGAGAUUCAGAUUGAAGGUGAUCAUGAGCAAGGAGACUUGAUAGUAAGGGAAAGUCAGAUUGCAGAGGUGAAAGUUAAAAUGGAGAAGUCUGACAGGCCAAGCUGCUCUGAUAGCUCUUCCCUUGGUGAUGAUGGAUAUCAUACUGAAAUGGUGGAUGGAGAGCAAGUGGUGGCAGUAAAUGUUGGUUCCUAUGGGUCUGUCUUACAACAUGUUUAUUCGUUUACCCAUGCCUCAUCACAGGCUACAGGUGUGUCUGAAACCUUCGGAAGCCUGAGCAAUACGAGUCCUUCGAGGUCAAUGCUGAGCUGUUUCAGAGGGGGUCGCGCACGCCAAAAACGGGUAUCCACUGGUCACUUGCAUAGUGAUGUUCAGGGCUUGGUGCAAGGGGCUGACAGCGAAUCCAUGGUGAGUAACCCAGGAUAUGAAAACAGUCCACGGGAAAGAAAUACAAGAGGUCAUUGGUACCCAUACAAUGAGAGGCUAAUUUGUAUUUACUGUGGGAAGUCCUUCAACCAGAAAGGGAGCCUUGAUCGACACAUGCGAUUGCACAUGGGAAUAACUCCUUUUGUGUGCAAGUUUUGUGGGAAGAAAUAUACCCGCAAGGACCAACUUGAGUAUCAUAUUCGUGGUCACACAGAUGACAAGCCCUUUCGCUGUGAGAUCUGUGGAAAAUGUUUUCCUUUCCAGGGUACACUAAACCAGCAUUUGCGAAAAAACCACCCUGGGGUAACAGAAGUAAGAAACAGGGUAGAGUCUCCAGACAGAACAGAAGCAUUUGUGGAACAGAAAGUAGAUAAUGAUGCUUCAGCUUCUGAAGCUAUGGAUUCUAGUAUGGAAAUUCAUGCAAUGUCUAACACAUCUGAUUAAAAUACUACAUUCUAAGUGCAACACAAACAAGCACAUUACUAAUGUAUUUUUUAAAUAUUUUAUUCUUUUAGUAAUCUUCAGUACAAGUAUAACAGCCUUUUAAUUUUCCCAACCUUCUGGAAAUCAGUUUGAAAUGGUUUCUGGAGAAGACUACAUAAGUAUUCUUGAGGCUGGGUUGUUUGUUUUGUUGUGGUUUUUUUUCCCCCACUUUUGAAGAUGCUCAAAAUACAAGACAGUGUGCUGGGGAAAGGAUAGGAAGAGUCUGCUGAAGUGUCCCUACGGGUUGAUCUGGCAAGACACAAAUUCCAGUGGAGAAAGAUAUUAGAAUAAGAUUGGCAGCUCUGCUGGAUACACAAAGAAGCUGUAAUUUUCCUUAUUUUAUUUGUUAAGUCCUGUUGCUGGUAAUGAGUUGCACAGCAGUGGGGAGAGAGAAUAUUAUAGCUUUGAUUCCUUCUGUGUGUCACGAUGAAAUCUGUUUGCUUUUACUAACUGUUUUUGGUAGUUAGUCUGUUUAUAUAUAUAAAUUUGCUUUAUAUAUAUAAAAUGCUUUCACUUUUCCUAUUCUGGUUGAGGUGAACGUAAAAGUAUGUCAAGGUUUAUACAUGUACCACUCUUUCAACUGCUAGGUCUCCUCUCUGCUUAGGAUUUAGGACUUCAGACUUCGGGAGGAUGGUUUUGGUUUUAAAAGAAUGUUGUUUGGUUUUCAUUUUCUUAAACUAUUACUUUGUGUGCAAAAGUGAGCAAAGUGAAUUAUCUUUUUUUAAUAGCUUUGCUUUAUAACAUAUGUAAACCAAAUGCCAUAAAUCUAUUAAAUUAUGGUUAAAUUGUUGAGGGGUUUUGUUGUCUAGAAUGCAAGCUGGACAACCUGUGGUGCUGACCUUUUUAUAUAUAUAGAGAUAGAUAUAUAUAUAUAUAUAAAAAAAAAAUAUUAGCAAACCUAAAAGUAGCAUUGUGGUUUUAAGUGUGUUUUUACUGGCCUCAGAAUCUACCUUCAUUUCGUACUGUAGAACCAUACCAGGUAAUUAAAUUUAACUUCAUCACUCUUCAUGGUUGGUUAAAACCUGAGAGAGAUGAUGUAGUUUAAACUACAGUAUUUCCAAGCAGUGUUUUAAUAGGUCUCUUCACAGAGAGCUGUUUUCAGGUGCACAUUGACUUCCUACUUAAAGCUCCAAGUGAUAUGUCAGCACUUGGAAUUUGUACUUUUUUUUGUAUUAAAAAAAAAAAAAAACCAACAAAUACUCUAUGGGAAUUUCGAGCAAUAUGUCUGUUAUUUCUUGUGUGAGUAUUACAGAGUUGCUAUGGCUUCCCUACUAUUUUCAGUGGUUGUUUUCUGCAUAAAGGAACUACCAACAAAUUUAAAAAUACUCUUAAAUCUUUCUGUUUCACCAAAUUAUUUUUUUUAAUACGGUGCUAACUUCAUCAUUUAGGUCAGUAUAAUAUACAAAAUGUGAAACAUAAUGGUAACAGUUAAGCGAAAGCAAAAAAAAAUCCCCCAAAAACCCAAAACAAACUAACAAACCCAAAACAAACAAACAAACCACAACACAAACACAAUAGCUUAAGAGACCUCAAAAGCAUGAACUGGCAAACACUACUGUGUAAAAUUUUACCUGAUGAACAGAAUUAAAUUAAGCACAUGCUUCUUUAAAAUACAGGUUUUAUAUAAUUGGGCCUUACGUUUUGUUUGGCAACUAUUGAAAAUACAUCUGUGAACAUGCUGUUAAACUCCUGAAAUUUACAAAAUGAAAGCUCAUUCCUAAAUUACAGGAAAGCAAAAAGGGUAGGUUUGCUAUCUUGUGAAGCUUUUUUGGCUCCUGUGAAGUUGGGACGUAUUUGUGCAGUAGCUUUAUUAAAUACACUAGUUCUUAAUAUUGUGACAGUCUGCAAUAAGAAUUAAUUUCAUUAAAUACAAAUUUGCAGUAUAAACCCCACCUGCUCCACUGGAGCAGUUUCAGUUCAGUUGAGUACAUAAUUCGCCUCUUUGUCCUAAAACUGCCUAAAUAAAGAGGUAGAAGGUGGGAGAUGUUUGUUUCCAUGUUUCUCUCCUUGAAGCAACAAGAGAACUUUUGGUUCCGGUAAGGGAAAGUGUAUGUCUGUGUCUAGGGAAGGUAGUCUAUAUGUUUACCCACUUAAAAACAUGUUGGUGUUUCUGAUACUGUUUUUUUUCCUAAAUGUUUGUUUUGAGUAAUUAAAUGAAAAAAAAAAAAAGUGUUUUGAUAAAUUAAGUUUGAGACAUGCAAAAUCCAAGAAAUGUACAGUUAUUCUUAACCCUUUAUCUUGGACCUGUGCUGUGGUGCCUUUGGUGUGACUUUUUCCAUGGAAGUAUGAGUUGAGGAUAGCAGGAUAUGGGUACUGAUUUUAUAUUUCUUGAAUUUCUCUGUGUCACAAUCUUAACAUUAUUUAAAUCUAGUUCUUUGUAUUUGUAAAUGUAUUCAAAUGGUUUGAGUUUACCAAAGAGUGACUUAUCCAAAAUUGUCUCUGACAAACACAAACAAAAAACCAACAUCACUUUGAUUGUACAGGUUCAGGUUCAAAACAUUGCAACGUGACUGUUAAGGGGCAGGAAAUGAUGACUUUUUCUAAAAAAUCAUGAUUCAGCAGUUUGUAAAUUCUGCUUGCUCCUCUUUGUGUCGAUACGCCAUUUACCCUUUCCACUGCUAGCAGUGUUAAUAAUUAUCAAGCCAUAACACAGUACUGUAAAGUUCAGCAGUGCUUCAAAGGAUGCAUACGUAGGUGAGCAUAAAACAUCAUCAAGCAUUACAUUUACACUUACAAAGUGUGUGACUCUGGUAGAAAACGAACUUCAAACCUGGCAACAGCAAUUAAAUUGUGCCUUGUCACAUAAUGGUAUGCCAGGAUUAACAUUCUCAUGAAACAUGAAGCAUUAUCUGAUUGAAGUUCAUUUCACAAGUCCACCAAAACAGAGUAUGCUGUGUUAUUUUAAGUGAAUUAACAGAAGUACUGUACAGUGUCUUUUGUCUCUGUACAGUUUUAAGUUAGCACAGAGCUGUUACACAUUUCAUGUACAAUAAAUGCAGAAGUCAAUAAAAUAUGUGAAGAAAUAUUUGACAGCAAAAUAAAUCAUGAAAUUAUAUAGGCUGGUUCAUAAUUGAGUCUCUUCUUAAUCUACCUUUUUAAUUAUAGACAAAUGUGAAAACAGUGACAGUGUCCUUUCCUCUAGAUGUUUAACCUGUUAUGACAAACUGUGAAAAUAGAGGAUUUUAUACCUUUGCUAAUGUUUGUGGUUUUAAACAGUUAUUUUAGUUUUCUUAAUCAGUUAUCUUCCAUAUUAUUUCUUUUAAACUUGUAAAUACAUUUAGAAAAUAGCUUUGUAAAUACAGUAUAUUAAGAGUUCAGUUUGGUCAAUAAGGCCUCAAGUUUGGCUCUGCUUUUUUAGUGUGAAAUCUUUCAAUAGCCUAAAGGAUACUGUCAAUUCACUGUUCAGCAGAAUAUACUGUAGGCCUAAAUUGAUAGUUCUUAAUGCAGUCUUCCCGAGCAUAAAUUCAUGGUUUAUGCUGAAGCCUUUGGUUUACUUUUAGACAAAACAAUAAGGCCUCUUAAUAUGUUUUGGCUGAGUUAUGGGAAGAAUAGCAGGAAUAAAAUCAAGGGCUGGGAAAAGAUUGAAUGAGCUUUACCUUUAAAUAUAUAUAUAUAUAUAUAUUAUUUGAAUUUUUGUAUUAGUUUACUGUGAUUCUUUUAUUGUCAUUUUUCUAAACAGGUUUCAUAUGAAACCAUUGAAAGGGACUCAAAUAUGCAACACCUAAUCUAUUUUCCAAGGGAAUUUUACCCUUGAAUGGUGCUUUUUGACUGGUCAGGGUUAUUUAUUAAAUUUUAUAUUUGAAAGUAUUUGGGGAAUUAUGUAAAUUCUUUAUAUGGAUCUGUUUAUUUCAUGAAUUGUAAAUUUCAUAAUACUCAGUGAUUAAAUUGGAAGUUUCGUAAAGUCAUUCAAAAUGUUCAGUUUAUAAUCUGUGUGCAUUUUACAUAUAUUUUAACAAGUGCCAGAAUAGUUGUAUUUAAUAUUGUAGAUUUAAUACUACUUGCACAUCCCUGUGACAGCAUUAACUUAAGUUACGCAAGUUUACAUGUAAAAAAAAAAAAAAAAAAAAAGCUAAACAAACAAGUAAGCCUGGGACACAUACACAUGUUCCUGUAUUUCUUCAGGGGAUGUGAAGCUAAGUAUCAGUAGCUGAGCAGGUUUGCUUCUAGUUUAUGCAAGUAACUCCUGCUAUGGUAGAUACCAUAAACUGCUGUCUCCCAUUUACAUAUGCUAUGAAUUCAGCCUUUGGGCUUGCGUUGCAAGCCUCUGGUUGUGUAUCUGAUUAGAGGUAGAGCUCUUGCACGAUUUUAACAGUGUUUCGUUUCUGACUGAAAAAUUGUAUUUUUAAAUAACUUUUAUUUGUAUGGUUGUUUUUCAUGAUAAAUAAUUGAACAGUUUGAAUGACUUGACUUGUUGUCAUUAUCUUGCAAUAUAAACCGGUAACCUCACAACUCCACACUUCAUCACCAUAUGAAGUAAAUGAAGCUAGCUAAGCUGAUGCUGUAACAAUUAAUAACUUGCCAUUAAGGAUUAUUUUAUAGCAUGAAUUUUAAAAUAUUUAUUCAAAUGAUAUUUUACUCUUGUAUUCACUUUGUUUUUAGAUUUGUGACAUGAAUAUUUCAGUGCUGCUUUAUUUUGUUCUGAUGAAUUUGUUUCUUGCUUGUAAAUUGCUUUUUUUAUGGUAUAAAGUCAAUGGGAAUUGCUGUUUGUAAAUUAAAAUGCUUCUAGAGCAAA